AUGGGGCUAGAGUGUAGGGUGAGCGCUGAGGACGGGUCCAUUGAGUGUCUCGACUUUCGGCGUGCGUCAUCGGGCCCGUUAGCAGCAGCAGCAGCAGGAGGAGCUGCUGCUGCUGCUGCUGCUGCUCGUUUGUGGCGCAUUGCUGCACACUCAGGAGCAGCAACAGCGCUGCAGCAGCAGCAGCAGCUGCCGGGGCUGCUGGUCAGCUGCGGCUUAGAUGAAGUGGCGAGGGUUUGGGACUUGCGGGGGUCUCAAGCUGCUGCAGCAAAAGGGCCUCCGCUGCUGCAUGAGAAGGACCUCAAGGUGGGGCCUCUGUUCAGCUGCCGGGCCAGCGAAGAAAAAGGGGUUUUUGGCUUUGGGGGUUCGCAAGUGGUUAUAUGGGAUUUGGGGGACACGGAGCACAUUGCAAAGGCCUUUAACCUCUAA
This is a messenger RNA of Eimeria tenella, 426 nucleotides long. RefSeq lists its product as uncharacterized. Gene Ontology annotation, cellular component: nucleus. The record is from RefSeq and is a predicted model, not a curated record. Gene Ontology annotation, molecular function: protein binding. Bases 1 to 426 code for a protein of 141 amino acids. NCBI's taxonomy places the organism in Eukaryota, Apicomplexa, Conoidasida, Eucoccidiorida, Eimeriidae. The transcript is spliced from 3 exons. Gene Ontology annotation, biological process: rRNA processing.